Molecule: messenger RNA, 1603 nt
Organism: Pipra filicauda (Wire-tailed manakin)
Lineage: Eukaryota; Metazoa; Chordata; Aves; Passeriformes; Pipridae
Product: regucalcin-like
Exons: 6
Coding region: 302-1204 (300 amino acids)
Biological process (GO): L-ascorbic acid biosynthetic process
Molecular function (GO): gluconolactonase activity; calcium ion binding; enzyme regulator activity
Source: RefSeq, a predicted model, not a curated record
CCCUUGGGACCACUGAUCCCCAGACAACAGCUGGGUGCCAGCUCAGGGCCAUGGCCCAGCACUCCCUUGCCUGGAGGCAGGUGCUUCAUCAGCAGCUGUGGUUUAGGAAAGUUUUGCUAAGGAGAAGCUUUGGUGUCUUGAGCUCAUUUCUAGCCAUGAGGCCAUGGAAAUGCCAUAGGAACCUCCUAAAUUACUCUGUCAUGUGGGAUUUGGAGUGCUUUGCCAUUUACAAACUCUGCUUUUAAGCAUAAACAUGACAGCUUUUCAUUAAAUCCAUUAUUAACUCUCUUCCCCUCAGACCAUGUCCUCCUCCAUCAAAAUCGAAUCUGUCGUGAAGGAGAAGAACCGGAUGGGAGAGUGCCCGGUCUGGGAAGAAAGGGAGAACGCACUUGUCUAUGUAGACAUUAACUCACAGAAAGUUUGCCGCUGGAGCCCAAUCACCAAUGAGGUGCAGAGCGUGUCUGUGGAUGCCCGUGUUGGCUCGGUGGCACUGCGGCAGUGUGGGGGCUACGUUAUUGCCCUGGGAACCAGGUUUGCCUUUCUGGACUGGGACACCCAGGCAGUCACCACCAUCCUUGAGCUCGAGCAGGAUAAACCCAACAACAGGUUCAAUGAUGGGAAAGUGGAUCCAAAGGGGAGGUUUUUUGCUGGUACGAUGGCUGAAGAGACAGCACCAGGCGUCCGAGCGAGGCGGCAGGGGGCUCUCUAUACCCUUUUCCCUGACCAUUCCGUAAUAAAACAGUUAGACCAGCUGGACAUCUCCAAUGGUCUGGAUUGGUCCCUGGACCACAGGACCUUCUUUCACAUUGACAGCCUGACAUACGCUGUCCAUGCCUUCAGCUAUGAUGUGCACACUGGAAAGAUUGCCUGCCCCAAACUUUUGUACCAUCUGGAAAAGGAGGAGCAAAUGCCUGAUGGGAUGUGCAUAGAUGCAGAAGGGAAGCUCUGGGUGGCCUGUAUUGAUGGCGGCAGAGUCAUUCGUAUAGACCCAGAGACCGGAAAAAGAAUUCAAACUGUGAGGCUGCCUACUCCAAGGAUCACCUCUUGCUGCUUUGGUGGAAAAGACUACUCAGAAAUGUACGUGACUUCUGCAUACGAUGGACUGGACGAGGCCACCUUAGCUAAGGAACCUCAUGCAGGAGAGAUUUUCAAGAUAACAGGCCUGGGUGUGAAAGGGAUCCCACAGAAUUUCUAUGCUGCUUGACCACCGACACUAAAUAGCAAAGACGAAAUGCUUGCAUCUUAUAGUAACUCUGACCAGGAGAAGUCAAAUGAACUACAGAAUUUAUCUGUGUGAGGAUUUGUAAGCCCACAUUUGGGAGUGUGCUUGUUUGGAAUUGAAGAUAUUUCUUCUUCUGUGGGCCCAUGGCUUGAUGCAAUAGGUUAGAGAGGUAAAGUUAAUCUGUGUUACAGCUUGAUAGCUUUUGUGACUUACCAUAAACCUCUUAAUGCAGAAGCGCAGUUUUGUUGAACUUUCUGACGACUAGCUCUGGAUUUUCAAGUCUAUGCAGUUCCGAAGCGGAAUCUGACUCCUCAUUUUACAGUGAUGUACCAGCAAUGAUAUGGCAGAUUUUAAUAAACAUUUUAAGAGUGGUGACUUGAA